AUGCGCAAGAGUCUCUUUGGCUGCAGCAUUGGCAAGGCGAUGGUACCAAAACCGAAAGAUGCGGUCGAAGACUGCUAUGCAACCUACGAGGAUCUGCAGCGGGGGCUACGCAUGUGCGGCCUCGAGUCCUCCAAUGUCGUCGUUGCCAUCGACUACACCAAGUCCAACACGUGGACUGGCGAAACCUCGUUUGGUGGGAAAUGCCUCCACGACAUUGAUGCGGAGCAUGGCGCCCUGAACCCGUACCAGACAGGGCAGCCGUGCGAGGGCUUCGCCGGCGUCCUCGCGCGCUACAACCAAGUGACCCCGACCGUCAAGCUCUCGGGGCCAACAAACUUUGCGGCCGUGAUCCACGAGACCAUUCGCAUUGUCAAGAUGACGCGGCGCUACCACAUUCUUGUCAUCAUCGCUGACGGACAAGUCACGGACGAGAAGGGGACUGACCGCGCCAUCGUUGAGGCCUCCAACUACCCCAUCUCCAUCAUUAUGGUUGGCGUUGGCGACGGACCGUGGGGUACGAUGUGCGACUUUGACGAUCCGAUGCGGCGCCGGCGCUUCAACAACUUUCAUUUUGUCGAGUUCAGCAAUAGCAGGUCGGCGAGCAACCCGGACAUUGCCUUUGCCACCGCGGCGCUCAAGCAGAUCCCCGAUCAAUACGUGCACAUACGCAAGGAAGGCCUGCUAACGGUGUACCCGGACACGCCUGCGCACUAG
Messenger RNA from Saprolegnia diclina VS20, 714 nucleotides. RefSeq lists its product as hypothetical. The transcript is spliced from 6 exons. The coding region runs from base 1 to 714 and encodes 237 amino acids. Lineage: Eukaryota; Oomycota; Saprolegniomycetes; Saprolegniales; Saprolegniaceae. The record is from RefSeq and is a predicted model, not a curated record.